Dryobates pubescens (Downy woodpecker) is the source of this 888-nucleotide messenger RNA. RefSeq names its product HD domain containing 3 (gene HDDC3). The coding region runs from base 54 to 821 and encodes 255 amino acids. Gene Ontology annotation, molecular function: guanosine-3',5'-bis(diphosphate) 3'-diphosphatase activity. The transcript is spliced from 3 exons. The record is from RefSeq and is a predicted model, not a curated record. Lineage: Eukaryota; Metazoa; Chordata; Aves; Piciformes; Picidae.
GAACCCCCGAGUACCUUCCGCUCCAGGAAGAGAACUCUCCACCUCCCCUCGGGAUGGUCCCCGCAUUGUUGCUCUGCCCACGGGAGCUGCUGCUAUGCUCACUAUUCCCUGUCCCCUCAGCCCCAUACCCUGGCUGCCACCCCCCAGGACCUUGUGCCUGCCCCAGCCUCGGUCUUACACCCUGCAUGACAUGCCCAUGGGAUGCAUCAUCCCGGGUGGGUCCCUGGCACCCCUCCCUGCCUGAUGCCAACCAGCCAGCCCUGGGAGCUCCUUGCUCCUGCUCUGUACCCCCAUACCCCUCUCUCUGGGUCGCAGGUGUAGCCCGGAUCCUGGCCCACGAGGCUGGUGUGACUGACAUCGUCGUGCUGCAGGCCGCCCUCCUGCACGACACGGUGGAGGACACGGACACCACGCUGGCAGAGAUUGAGGAGCAGUUCGGGCAGGAGGUGAGCGGGGUGGUGGCAGAGGUGACAGACGAUAAGACACUGCCCAAGAUGGAGCGAAAGCGGCUGCAGAUCGAGCACGCCCCGGGGAGCAGCCCCCGUGCCAAGCUGGUCAAGCUGGCAGACAAGCUCCACAACCUGCGUGACCUCAACCGCUGCACCCCGGAAGGGUGGUCGCCGGAGCGCGUGCAGGAGUACUUCCGGUGGGCGGCGCAGGUGGUGGUCGGCCUCCGCGGGACGAGCCCGGCGCUGGAGGCCGCGCUGCAGCGGCUCUUCCAGGAGCGCGGCCUGGCGCUGGAGCCGCCGGCCGCGCCCGGCCGUGGCUCCGGGUCCGGCGAGGAAGGCCGGGAGCCAGGGGCGGGGCGCGUGGGUCAAUAAACGUGCGCAGAGCUAAGCGUUCCGUGUCUUCCGUCGCCGGGCACUUCCGCCGGGGGAGCCGCGGCCG